ACCGCCAAUAAACUCGACAGAAGAAGAAGAAGAAAAAGCGCAAUCAUUUUGCAGAAAUGAAUGAGUGAAUAAUGCCUUUUUCGCUGAUGUUGUCUCGGUAAUGUCGUAAUGUGUUAGUAUAUUUUAAAGUAGUAAAAAUCUUCUCGGACUGAGCGAUGGAGAGUGACAUUUUGGACUUGUUAGAGCAGCUCGGUUAUGUCGGCCCCCUGUUGGUGGAGAAGGAGCUGCUGAGAGCUGCAGACGGAGGACUGUCCUCAGCCGUCUAUGUAGAUCUGUGCAGGUGGUUGGCAGAGAGGUUAAAGCCGCUGUGUGACCUCGAGGAGAGCAUAUCAUCUGGCCCAGAUGAUAUGGACGGCCUUCAAGUUGAGGUGAGCGGUCUGCUGAAAGAGUUGCACUGUCCUUAUGAAGAUGUCGUUUCUGGGGUUCUCAAAGGCGGCAUGAGGAAUGCGAAAGAUCAUCUAAAGUGUGUUUUGUUUCUGUGUUCUGAGCUUCAGGCAGCUCAGAUUGUGAGGAGCAGAAAGAUCUCCGAUAAAGAACAGGAGCAGAGUCCAGCGUAUCAGGAGCUCCUGAUAACGUGUGAAACGCUGAAUCUCCCGGAGCCCAGGGGACAAGACAUGGCAGGACUCUUCUCCCAAAUACAAGACAAGCUUGAUGAAGUAUUGAAAGGUCUCCCAAAAAGCUUCAUUGGAAGUCCGGUGCUGAAUAAACCUCUCAGCAGUGAGCAGUGGGAGAAGCUGCACAGCAUAAACAAAGUCUUGUGUUCAGAGUAUGAGUGUCGGCGCAGGAUGCUGAUCAAACGGCUGGACGUCACUGUUCAGUCCUUUGGGUGGUCGGACAGAGCCAAGGUAAAGGUGGACAGCAUGGCGAGGGCUUACCAGCCCAAGAGACACACUCUGACGCCGCACUCCACAGUGGACAUGGCAGAGCUGCUGGCCGCCAGAGAGGACAUCUGCAACGUUGUGAAGACGAGCAGUGGCUCCAGCAGGGAGAAGACGGCUUGUGCAGUCAACAAGAUCCUAAUGGGGAGAGUGCCAGACAGGGGAGGACGUCCAUCAGAGAUUGAAGCCCCGCCUCCUGAGAUGCCACCCUGGCAGAAAAGACAAGAUGGUGGUGGUGGUUGGGGUGGUCGUGGGGGAGGACGAGGUGGUGGAGGCAGCGGCAGGGGGGGAGGAGGUGGUGGAGGGGGAAGAGGUGGUAGCUGGGGUGGAGGUGGAUGGAGAGGAGGAGGAGGAGGAGGUUGGAACCAAGGAGGUCACAGUGGACAUGGAAGCUAUGGCGGUCAUGGAGGAAAACGAGGACGGUACCAGUAUUGAUGUUUUUUUUUUUGUUGUUUUUUUUACUGAUGUUUGUGUUUUUAAAAUUAAGUAAUCACAGUGAUGCAUAUGAACAGACACUAUUUUGUUGAGUAACAACCAGCAAACUAGAUUUAAAUUUUGUUUCAUUUUUAUGUUAAUUUUUUUUAUUUUUGUAACUUUGAGGUGAAAGCACCAUCAUUGGGUGUUUGUUAUAAUUUAGCCUUCUUAGUGGGGUUUUUUUAACCUGUGCAUUUAUUCUGUAACUUGAAAAUUUGAGACACCGCUGACUGACUUCCACCACCAGGGGGCUCAAUGAACUAAUUUAAAGUGGUAAGUAAAAGCGAUAAUGAAUUCACUGGAGUCAAAAUAUCUUCCAAAUAUUUAUUAACUGAAAAGGGCCCCCCCUCCCCUCCAUGCCAUACCAUUUCUGUUCAGUUUAUACAAUAAUCAAUAUUUUUACAUUGUGUACAUUAUGAACAAUAAAUCUGUACAUGGACAAAACAGUUGCCCCUUGGCCACAAACUCCUUUCAGUCUCCACACUAAGACUCUUAUCAGUGUUUUAAAACCUGGAGCUAAUCUGUAGGAUUAAAAAUAAUCCAGUCAUGAUCUGGAUUUAUAUAAGAUUAGGUGGAUUUUUUUUUUCCCCCUCCCGUUUAUCACAUAAAAUUUUUGUUUUGUUUUGUUUAGUAAAAGAACCUUGUGCUGAAUCAUGUUCGUUUUGACAUUAAAAGUUUGUGGUGUCAAAAAUUUGACUCCUUACUUUAAUCACAUGGGUGUUUGUGUUUGGUGCAGAAGGAAAACAACUGUGCUUCAGUUAGAUGUGAUCGUCUGGCUGGACGAUCAGUCCCUGAGACGCUCAAAGUCGAGGCUGCCAGCUGGACGUUCACAAUAUGUUCAGAUUAGCUUUGAUUUGUAAUAAAGCCUCAACAUUCAGGUGAUUUCAGAGAACUGAGCUCAUUUUUACAGAUUGUUUGUCUUCACAUGCUGAUUAUUUUUUAUCAUCACUACUAACAAAGAGCCAGUUACAAAAAAAAAAAAUCCUUCAAAAUAUUUUUAUGUUUACACAGUAGAUAUUUAGGCACUUUAUUAUUCCAAAAUAUAAUUGU
Molecule: messenger RNA, 2402 nt
Organism: Thalassophryne amazonica
Lineage: Eukaryota; Metazoa; Chordata; Actinopteri; Batrachoidiformes; Batrachoididae
Gene: tslig3b
Product: family with sequence similarity 98 member B
Exons: 8
Coding region: 156-1313 (385 amino acids)
Cellular component (GO): tRNA-splicing ligase complex
Source: RefSeq, a predicted model, not a curated record